AUGCUGCAGUGUUUGAAUAAAGCAUUCAAACUCGACCCGACUAAUCCACAGUUGCACGUCGCUGCAGCUAAAUACCUUCAUUUCUACGCGAAUGCGCAUUUCGAAGGAACGGUCGGUGAAUUGGCUCAUCAACUUACUGAUAUCCUCUUCCCGGACUCGAAGUCGGCAUCUGAUCUGAACGCUAAAUUUAAGAGUGAUCACCUCAAUUCAUUGCCGCAUAGACUCGCAGUUGCUGAAGUGAACAUUCUGCUGGAUGCAAAAAGUGCGGAUUUAACGAAGAAUUGGUUAUUGAAAUCAUUGGAUGACGACAAGCUGCACGGUGUGACGCUGAAGACGGCCGAACAACUGUAUAACGGCAUUUUGUAUGGAAAAUUUGGUGUGUGGACUGCUGACGAAGUAAGUGCGAGAAUGUCGUAA
This is a messenger RNA of Anisakis simplex (herring worm), 417 nucleotides long. The record is from the annotation of a GenBank genome assembly. NCBI's taxonomy places the organism in Eukaryota, Metazoa, Nematoda, Chromadorea, Rhabditida, Anisakidae.